AUGGAGGAAACUGCAGCUCUGCUCGCCUCUUCUGUCUCCAAGCAGCGAUUCGCAGGAGUCUCGAAGCUCUCGGAUCAGCUUCGGGCACAGGGAGUGACACCUGCAACCGCUGCCGCUCUAUUGACGCACGUACUGCCUUGUUUACGUGAUCACAACUCGAAGAUCGCUCUGGGUGCACUGGAAAUUCUCGAGCGGCUGCUGCUGGCGCCAGUGGCGGAGAGCACGUUGCGCUCGACGUUCAAGUUGCUCUGGACGAGCGUUGUCGAGCGGCUGGGAGAUAGCAAGCUACAUGUUCGGCAGAAAGCAGUGGACGUUGUUGUUGCAGUGUCGGUGGUGCUGGAUGUGUCGAUAGUGCUGGAAAAGCUUCAGCUUUGUAUGAAGCACAAGAACUGGCGCACGCGCGAGCAGAGUCUGUAUGCAAUGUGGAAAUGUUUGGAGAAGCAUCAUUUGUUCAAAGAAAAACAGGGCGAGCUGUUGGAUGAUGUGCUACAAUCACUCGAGGAUUCGUCAAAGGACGUGCGCGACGCAGCAAUGACUGCGCUGGAAAAGUUUUACACGUAUAUCGGUACCUCGCUAUUGAAUGAUUUGCAAAACAAGAACCUUCGCGCGGGACAGAUGAAGACGCUAGAGGAACGAUUCAAGCAGAUCCCUAAAAGUUCUGGCGUCACUGUACGUGCGCCAUCGUCCUUCGGUACCGCUUCGGUAUACAAUGGCGCUCUCGAGCCAGACAGCAACCUGUCUCAUGCCCUGUCAUCAAAAUGGUCAUCCUCCGAUACGCAGGCUCCCUCAUCGUCAUCUGUGGCACGGUAUUUGGAAUCUGUACGACAUCGCACGGUAAACGAGGCAAAAGCGGUCGCUCUUGUAGCAGAUGGCGAUCGGUCUCCGUCUCGUGAGUCCCCUGGACGAAGUCAGGUCGUGCAAGACUGCAGCUUGCGUGGAACGAGUAGUGACGAUAUCUCCGAUAAGGAUAUUCAAAAACAGCUCGGCGUAGUAUUCAGCAAGCUGCAACAUGACAACGAUUGGGACAAACGGUGGAUGGGUUGA
Molecule: messenger RNA, 1044 nt
Organism: Hyaloperonospora brassicae
Lineage: Eukaryota; Oomycota; Peronosporomycetes; Peronosporales; Peronosporaceae
Source: the annotation of a GenBank genome assembly